Molecule: messenger RNA, 3656 nt
Organism: Aplysia californica (California sea hare)
Lineage: Eukaryota; Metazoa; Mollusca; Gastropoda; Aplysiida; Aplysiidae
Product: GPI mannosyltransferase 4
Exons: 3
Coding region: 133-2046 (637 amino acids)
Biological process (GO): GPI anchor biosynthetic process
Cellular component (GO): endoplasmic reticulum membrane
Molecular function (GO): alpha-1,2-mannosyltransferase activity
Source: RefSeq, a predicted model, not a curated record
AGUCUAGCAAAGUGAAUGGAUCCUGACUAAAAGCGCAGUUUCUUAUUAAGUCAAGUAUAGUCCAGUAUAGACUAUAGAGAUUACUCACUUGUAUCAAAUUCUGCUUUUGCUGUCGAAUUUCUUGGAGUCAAAAUGAACAAGUUGGCGACCAUUUUGCUGUGUGUCAACUUCAUUACAGUACUGUUCCCUCAGCCGGGUUACAUCCAUCCAGAUGAGUUUUUCCAGUCCUCCGAGAUUGUAGCAGGGGACAUGCUAGGAGUUGAGCACUUCCGUGCUUGGGAGUUUGAGCCGUCUACACCUGUGCGCAGUAUUGUUUUCCCAUACCUGGUGGCAGGGCCAUCCAUAUCACUGCUCAGGUGGAUGAACUCAACGGGCAUUCACGGCCUUCAAAUCUCAGCUGUAAAGGUAGUCAUGGCAACAAGGCUGCCUCUUGCUUUUCUCAGCGUGUUUGGAUAUCUGGCCACAAGCCGUUUGGCUCUGGUUUUUGGGGCUGAGGAGUAUUUGAGCACGGUGCUGUGGUGUAGCUCUUAUGUGACGUGGGCGUACUUCACCAGAACCUUCUCCAACACAGUGGAGGCCGUCCUUCUGGCCGUUGUGCUACUGCUUGUUUUGUCUUCUCCAGCUGUGAAGAGUUCCCUCCCUCUGCCUGUAAAUACAGAGCCACAACCUGCUAAAGACGAUAGCGGUAAAGGAGAAAGUCCCAAGACAGACCAGGAUGAGAAAAGUGCUGACAGUAGAAAAGAUGUUAAAAAAGAUGGAAAAGAGAAGAAACGAAAAGAAAGAGAGAAUGAAAGGCAAGCGAAGUUAUUACCUCAGUCUGGUCGUUCUUCAGACGCCAAGAGAUGUUCUGCUGGGGCCUCAAAGCUGAGAGCCUACCUUUUAGGAGCAUUUAUAACGGCAGGCUUCUUCAACAGACCCACAUUUCCUGUAUUUGUAGCUGUACCUGUUUUGCUGUGGCUCUACAGUUUGAAAGCUAACUCCUUCAGGGAGAGAAGUAUUUUCCGUUUGUUAGGUCCGUGUUUCUUUAUGAGUGUCGGGGCACUUGUGGUGUUCUGUGGUUUUGUUGUUGCAGAUACCUUGUAUUUCAACCCCGACUCUGUGAACAUCGUUUCCCACUCUCUCCACGGGCUCUUUGACGGCAGCAUAUCUUUUACCGCCAUGUCAUCUAGUGUGAAGGACAUGACUUCUGCCAUGAUUGUCACCCCUUGGAACUUUAUCCAGUAUAACCUGAGGACAGAGAAUCUGGCACAGCACGGUCUUCACCCUCGUUACACCCAUAUUGUUGGAAACCUUCCUCUUUUGACCGGGCCUUUGUACGUGCCAAUAGUGAUAACGUCAGUGCUGUCCAUUCUGCGAUGUCUUACCAGGCAAAGUGACAAGAAUAAUGGAUUCUAUGAUAGCCUGUGGCUUACUUCCAUGAUGAUGCUUCCUGUUCUUGCACUGUCUGUGUUUCCCCACCAGGAACCCAGAUUUCUCAUCCCCUUGUUGCCAGUUUUAGUUGUGUUAGGGGCGAAAACUGUCUCGGCGAUGGCUCCCGCCAAACUUUCUUUCUUUGCCUUGUGGGCGUUUUUCAAUAUUUUUCUAGUUUUGGUUUACGGCUACAUUCACCAAGCUGCACUUGUUCCAGCACUUUCUAUUUACCAGCAGAAGCUGUCUUCCUCUCCUGUAACCACGAGUCAACAUCAUGCCAUAUUCUACAAGACGUACCCACCCCCACGCCAUCUUCUGCUGGUCAAGCCUCAGAACAUGAAUAUCAAAAUCCAUGACCUGGCUGGAGCACCCAUCGACUCAAUGGUUAGCCUGGUCAAGAGCACCAAGUCUGAGUGUGUCCGCUCCAAGACCAAGUGCCAGAUCUACGUCUUUUUGCCGUCCACUGUGACCCCCAGAGUUCUAGACGAUCUGUCGCCGUACAAGAUCAGCACAACGAGCAUCUGCCCUCAUCUGUCCAUGGAGUCGCCUCCCAGGUUCCGGGCCUGGUGGUCAAAGAGGCUGAGCCCUGACGAGUUCCUCAUGGACUUCUGUCUCAAUAUCAUGAGAAUUUCUUGAUCAAAGCAAAACCACAGAGAUCAACCUUACUAGUUUUCAGUGUUACUAUGUUUUUUUAGCAAUGAUAUUAGUAUUAUUUUAUUAGUAGAGAGGGAUACAUCUUCAUGAACAAUUUGAAGACUUAACAAUGGCAGCUUACUGGAAAAGACGAGCCAAAAAAACUGAUAUCAGGAAAGCUUAUUCUGGGAAAACUCAAGCUGGUAGCCAUUAACUUCAAGAGGAUGCUGCUCUUUGCCCUUGCCCACUUUAUCAGUAUCAUUGCAUAGUUUGUUAUCAGCUAUGGGUAUAAAUAGACCCUCUUAUUAUAUUAUACUAUGGGUAUCAGAAUUUAAUUUUCAGAUUUUUCCCUAUUUGUAUAGUCAUGUUAUAGAGGAUCUAUCUUAGGCAGCCUACCACUGUGCUGGAUAGGGUUCAAAUUUUGUGGAAAGUCAUGAUUUCACGUGUUUUACCAUCUAUUCUGAGUGAGUAAGUCUAUCGGUCAGCUUUUUGCUUGAUGUAUUCCUCAAAUUUGAAAAUGUUUGCUGUAUGCACUCAGAGGGGAUAAAAUGAGCCAAGAAAAUGGGUCAGGAUUUCCAUAUCUCUUGCUAGAUGAACUAGAUGUUCACUUGCAAACUGGAUGUCGAUGAGCGACCGAGUAGUGGUGGGAAUGCGGCUCUUAACUACUUUUAUACGAUGGUUUAAGCGCCUGUACAUACCAUGGGGGCAAUGUGAAAGUGCAUAAUUUGUGGAGAUUGAAUAUCAAAAAUAAAUGUCUUCCUUUCUCCUCAUGUUAUCUGAAGUGGGUUUGUUGAGCAGUGAUAAAGAGUACGGUAGGGUAUGAUUGAAAGUUUGAAAGUCAAAAGUUGCAACGAACCACCUCAACAUUUAUAACCUACUGUUACUCAGUGUUACUACACGAUAGGAGCAGCUUACAGAAAAACUGGCGAUUACACUGUCAAAGCUGUUUGUUCUAUUAUAUUGAAUCUAGACGGUUGGAAUUUGUUUUUUUUUAAUGUACAUGAAGUUUUAUGCCCACAUCAACCCAAGAUUAUUUAGGAAGUGUGCCUUGGACCCUGCCUGAAAGUUGAAAAGGCCGAGAGGGAUACGACUUCCCAGCAGAAAGACUGAGAUAUAUGUACUUGAUAAAAGUUUUUCCUCCCAGGGAUCAAACUCUGGCCUUUUGCUUGUGUUGCAAAGUCAUCAUAGGUUAACUGAUAAGGAAAAGAUGUCCUUUUAAUUUAUUUUAAAGUAAAAAAUGUGUUUAAGUUUUUUAAUUGAAAAUUUGAAGUCCUUUUUGGGUUUUCUCCAGCUUGAGAACAUAUGAGCAAGUUCAUUCUUUCAUGUGAGUCCUCAUUUAUGUUUUAUAAUUUACAGAUCCUUUUUUUGUAUUUUUACUUCUUCUGACAUCCAUUCUUCAAGUUCUUGGAAAUGUUUUCAUUUCUGUAUCAGUUCCACAGAGGAAAGUUGAGCUGUUUCUUGUCCAAUAUUUGUUUUUUAUUUUUGUACAUCCCAUACUCACCAUCAUCUGAUCUUCUAUUGUGUAACAGGCUCUUAGUGGCACACACAGAAGAUGUGAGUUCGAUUUCAGUGAGAGGAGAAUUAAAACCCUAUCCGUAUGUCGUGUUUUACCA